AUUGUUAAUUUUGAAGCCUUGUGGUGUGUUUCACAUUCUGGAUUGGUCUUCUUGCUUGCUCAUGAUUAGAUUCAAGUUCAACAUUUUUGGGCAAGAAUAUCCCAUAGAUGAUGUCCUGUCCUUCUCCGUGCAUGAUAUUGGGACGGGAGGCACCUGUUACUUGCUUGUUCUAUAGUAGGCGGCACUAAGUUAGGUCACUUGGCUCAGGGGUCCCUGUAUUUCAAUUCUGUUCCCCCCCCUUCUCUACCUCCAAAAGCUUAAUCUGUGCACCAGGUCAGCAAAUCUGACUGAACCCCUAUAUCAGACCAGAUGUUGGAGAAUGAAGAAGCAGACAGAGACCUUCAGGGAGCUUGCAACCUCAGGGUUGGGGGUGGAGGAGCUGCUGCUCAGACCUGUGCUGUUGGUAGGGGAGAGGGGAGGCCCAGAGAAAGUAAUAAGAGGCACAGCAAGGGGAGAGGGCACGGGGGGCCAGACAGGAAGGCAGGCUCAGGCCACAGCUAGCCUGGAAUGUGGGCUAACCAGGCUGGCCUUUUCCCCAAGGGCAUUUAAAAACCACUGAAGGGCUUUGAAGAGGGGAUGUUGGGGCAGUUUUGAGUGCUGGAAAGGCACUCUGAGGAGUAAAAACUGGGGCUGGCUGGGCCAGUACAUGGGAAAGAGAUCAACCAGGAGGCUGUGGAAGCACCCAGCACAAGACACAGGGGACUGGAUUGGGGCUGCUGUGUGUGGCGCACGGAGGGAGUGGAGUUACGUGGUUUGGUGACUCUGCUGGGUGGCUGUUGCCGGUGGGAGAAGGGAGAAGGGGAUGGAGCUGGGAGAGAUUUAGGAAGCAGAAUGGGCAGGCCCUUGUGUCUGAUUAGAGGUGGGGAGAGUGGGAAGGAUGAGCUCAUGCAGUGGCUUGGGAAGGGAGAUGGAGGCUGUGGUUUUGAGUGUGUGAGGUCUGAGGUGCUUUCCAGGCCAGAGUAAUGGUAUUUGGGAAGUUCAUUUGGUGGUGACCACCUGUGGCCCCCUCGCAGAAGCUCAUUUUGAGAUGGGGGCAGAAAGAAGAGCCACACCUAACCCACAGCAGGGAAUGGACAGUGGGCUUCAGGCACCAGCAUAGAGGGGACUGAGCAGGGCUAGGCUGGCUCAGACGGCAGCUGCCCCUGUGGAAGUUGGGAUAAUCCUGCCACUAACUUGCAGACCCCAAUUCCCUUACCUCGUUUUGCUUCUUCAUACUUGCUUGGCAAAACCCCAACGCUGGUUAAAUCCAAUGCCUGACCUAUCCAAUGCCUGCAUGUGCCGCUGACUGGGGCUGAGCAAAACCACUGCCCUGACUAUUCUCACUUUCAGUCCAGGCCCAUGAACACUGAACUUCAAGUCUAGAGGAGUCCCAGGAGCAGCCAGGACGGGCAGAGGCAGUGGCUGCCAUGGAGGAGGACAAGCUUUUAUCUGCAGUGCCUGAGGAAGGCGAUGCUGCCUGUGACCCCAGCCUGGAGCCUGAGGAGGAGCCAGGGGUCCAGAAUGGAAUAGCCAGUGAGGGCCUGAACAGCAGCCUUUGCAGCCCAGGGGAUGAGCGAAGGGGCACCCCAGCGGACACUGAGGAUCCCACGAAGGACCCAGAUGUGGCCUUCCAUGGCCUCAGCCUUAGCCUCUCCCUCACCAAUGGCCUAGCCCUGGAGCCAGACUUGAACAUUCUGGAAGAUUCAACAGAGUCCAGGCCCUGGAGGGCUGGCAGGCUCACAGAGGGGGAUGAUGCUUCCAGGAGCCUCUGUCCAGAUGCUGAGGACCCUCAGCUGGGGUUGGAUGGUUCCGGGGAGCCAGAUGUGCGGGAUGGCUUCAGUGCCACGUUUGAGAAGAUUCUGGAGUCAGAGCUGCUGCGGGGCACCCAGUACAGCAGCCUUGACUCCCUAGACGGGCUGAGCCUCACGGAUGAAAGUGACAGCUGCGUCAGCUUCGAGGCCCCCCUCACGCCCCUCAUCCAGCAGCGGGCCCGUGACAGCCCCGAGCCAGGGGCUGGGCUGGGCAUUGGGGACAUGGGGUUUGAGGGGGACAUGGGGGCAGCUGGUGGUGAUGGGGAGCUGGGCAGCCCUCUGAGGCGCUCCAUCUCCAGCAGCCGCUCAGAGAAUGUCCUGAGCCGCCUGUCUCUCAUGACCAUGCCCAAUGGAUUCCAUGAAGAUGGCCCCCAGGGCCCAGUGGGGGACGAGGAUGAUGAUGAGGAGGACACAGACAAGUUGCUGAACUCAGCCAGUGACCCCAGCCUGAAGGACGGCCUGUCAGACUCAGACUCUGAGCUCAGCAGCUCAGAGGGGUUGGAGCCUGGUAGCGCAGACCCGCUGGCCAACGGGUGCCAGGGGGUUAGUGAAGCUGCUCGCCGGCUGGCACGCCGCCUCUACCACCUCGAGGGCUUUCAGCGCUGCGAUGUGGCCCGACAGCUGGGCAAGAACAACGAGUUUAGCAGGCUGGUGGCCGGGGAGUACCUCAGUUUCUUCGACUUCUCGGGCUUGACUCUGGACCGAGCACUCAGAACAUUCUUGAAGGCCUUCCCGCUGAUGGGGGAGACACAAGAGCGUGAGCGGGUCCUCACACACUUCUCCCGCCGGUACUGCCAGUGCAACCCUGAUGACAGCACCUCGGAAGAUGGGAUCCACACGCUCACCUGUGCCCUGAUGCUGCUCAACACGGACCUGCACGGCCACGUGAACAUUGGUAAGAAGAUGUCUUGUCAGCAAUUCAUUGCCAACUUGGACCAGCUGAAUGAUGGCCAAGACUUUGCCAAAGACCUGCUGAAGACCCUUUACAACUCCAUCAAAAAUGAAAAGCUGGAAUGGGCCAUUGAUGAGGAUGAGCUGAGGAAAUCCCUGUCUGAGCUGGUGGAUGACAAGUUCGGGACAGGCACGAAGAAGGUGACGCGAAUCCUGGACGGUGGCAACCCCUUCCUGGAUGUCCCACAGGCUCUCAGUGCCACCACCUACAAGCACGGUGUGCUGACCCGGAAGACUCAUGCUGACAUGGAUGGCAAGAGGACGCCCCGUGGGAGGCGUGGCUGGAAGAAAUUUUACGCAGUGCUCAAAGGGACCAUACUGUACCUGCAGAAGGAUGAGUACAGGCCUGACAAAGCUCUAUCAGAGGGUGACCUGAAGAACGCCAUUCGUGUGCAUCAUGCUCUGGCCACCAGGGCCUCUGACUACAGCAAGAAGUCCAACGUGCUCAAGCUUAAGACAGCCGACUGGAGGGUAUUCCUCUUCCAGGCACCGAGCAAGGAGGAAAUGCAGUCCUGGAUCCUCAGGAUCAACUUGGUGGCAGCCAUCUUCUCUGCCCCGGCUUUUCCAGCCGCUGUCAACUCCAUGAAGAAGUUCUGUCGGCCCCUGCUGCCCUCCUGCACUACCCGCCUCUGCCAGGAGGAGCAACUGCGAUCUCAUGAGAAUAAACUGAGGCAGCUAACUGUGGAGCUGGCCGAACACAGGUGUCACCCAGUUGAGAGGGGCAUCAAGUCCAAGGAGGCCGAGGAGUACCGGUUGAAGGAGCACUAUCUCACCUUUGAGAAAAGCCGUUAUGAGACCUAUAUCCACCUCCUGUCUGUGAAGAUCAAAGUGGGCUCAGAUGAUCUGGAGCGGAUUGAGGCCCGGCUGGCCACUCUGGAAGGGGAUGACCCUUCUCUCCGGAAGACACACUCAAGCCCUGCCCUCAGCCAGGGCCACGUGACUGGCAGCAAAACCACAAAGGAUGCCACUGGGCCUGAUACUUAGCUGACGUGGAUGUGCAGGCCCCAGAGGUGGGCAGAGUCUCCAUUGGGGCCGGUGAGCACAAUUCCAGCCAGGAGCCACACGGACCAAGCUCCAGGCAGUUGAUGGGCAGCCAGAGGGUGAAGAGAGCCUGUAGGCCCAGGAGAUGGAGAUGCCAUUUGUGGCAUUGACCUCCUUGCAUCUGGGGGCAUCUCUGGGCAUCAGACCCUCUCCCCAGCCCUUGUUUCCCUCUCCACCAUGGAGCCUCAUUUUGUAGGCCAAUUGUGUGCAUGCUCUAGACAUCACCUUGCUGGAGAAGCUGGAAGGGCUGUUGUCUUCCCAAGUCUUCCUCUUCUCAUCAAGCUCCUCUCCUCAUCUUUCUUGUCUGUGAGGGCAGGUCUUAACUCCAGGUCUCAGCUGGAACCCCACCUUUUCUCCUCCUCCUUCCUCUGAGUUGACCAGCAGCAGGUCUGCAGACCACCAGCACCAUCCCCUCCUUCCUCCCAGCAGCCUCCAGAACCACACCCAGGUCUCCUGCCUCACAUCACAAUAAUCUGGGACCCAGGCUUGUGCCCCUUCAGUGUCAAGCUGACUCUACUCACAUGUGCGUCCACCUCUUUUCAUCCAUUGAGAUCACUACUGCCUCCUUUUUAUACAGACACAAAUGUAUAUCUAUAAGAAUAAUACAUGCAUAAGGAACCCCGAAAGGUGGUUUUGGAACAGAAAUCAGUUAGAGGAUGCAAUCAGAUGAAGGAAAAGCCUAUUUUGGAGCUUCCCCUGUUAGGAAGGAUGGCUGCACUUGGCCCCCUCGCAUUUAUGACGCUCUGGGAGGGAAGGGGUGGCAGUGCUGGAGUGCUGGCCUCCCUCUCCCUGUUUUCCCUCUUCCAGCUGACCUGUGACUUACACUGCCAUUACAGUUGAUGCUUUUGGAAAAAAUAGAGCCUGUAUGCACUGCCCCAUUUGUCCCAUGGAUAUCCUGGGGUGUGAGUGGGAUGGGACCACGGCCCUGUUUAUAUUUGGGUCUUUAUGUUGGUGUUGCCAGGUCUCUGAGCUGCAAAGGUGGCCUCUUGGACAGAUCUACAGCUAUAGGAAUAAAAGACACUCUGCCUCGAAAAUGGCCACUUGUCAACAAGCCCAAAGAUGCUUGUCAGAGGAAGGUUAUGGAAGCCAUUAAUUCUUGGUAUUGGGAAAAGGUGGAAUGACAAGUUACUGAUUGUUUUUCUGUUGUUAUUUCUUUCAUUUUUCUAGUGAAUCAGAAAGGCUUAGCUAAGGAUGUAUCUGGGAAGAGUGGAGAAAUUUGCCACUUGAUGAUCACGGAUUAGCUAGCACCUUUAAGCCCUGCAUUCCUCCAACUGACAAGUUGGUGGGGGUGAUGGCACGUGCAGUACGGCCAUGAAGAGCUAAUCCUCUCUAUUUAAAUAGAUGACUGUAGUUUGGCUAGCAAUUUGACAUCAGUGGUAACGUACCUAGUUAAUAAAAUAAGCCAGGCUUGCAACUAAGUAUCUAACUUUACAGGCCCACUCACAUUUGAGGCAAGGGGCUGUUGAGUAUGUGGAGAGAUGUAGUGAUUUAAAUUCAGAUUGUUUAAGUUGGAUCAGCUGAAGUGUGUUUUAGAACCAAACCAUCUGGCCCCUUCGUUUCGCUCAGAGGAAGUAAAUGUUCACUUAAAUGAAAUUGAAAACGCAAUGUGGCACCACAAAAGCUCUAGGUACUUUCUCCAUGCUGCCUCAAAAGUCCUUUGAUUUUUGGGGUCAGUCUCACCCUUCACUUCCUGAGGGUGGGUGAGUGGAGAGCAGAACAGGGAGCUCCGGCAGCUGUGGACAGAUGUGCUUCCUGAGCACGGGUUGUGCCUCCCAUCGUAAAAAAAAUGUUUAGUUCACUUCCUUAAUUGUAUAAUUAUUUAUUUGUAAAUUAUAUACAUGUACUACUGUACUAAAAUAUUAUGUACAUUAUAAAACAUACACAAAAAUAGAAAUUUAAAAAAGACAAGAUGAAAAUAAAUCUAAAUCAAAGUUCUAA
Messenger RNA from Sapajus apella (tufted capuchin), 5720 nucleotides. It is a transcript of the gene PSD2, whose product is annotated as pleckstrin and Sec7 domain containing 2. Gene Ontology annotation, molecular function: guanyl-nucleotide exchange factor activity; phospholipid binding; protein binding. Lineage: Eukaryota; Metazoa; Chordata; Mammalia; Primates; Cebidae. The transcript is spliced from 15 exons. The coding region runs from base 1407 to 3725 and encodes 772 amino acids. The record is from RefSeq and is a predicted model, not a curated record. Gene Ontology annotation, biological process: regulation of ARF protein signal transduction.